CAAAAUGCGUGGCUACAAAUUUCACAAGAAUGUGGGAGAAGUAUUGAUGAAGUUAAAAAGAAAAUUAAAAAUGUACGGACAGCAUACGUUACCGAAAAGAAGAAAGUUGACAGUUUAAAAAAAUCGGGUUCGUCAGCGGACAUGCUCUAUGAACCACAUUUAUUCUAUUUCGAUGAGAUGUCUUUUCUUGACUCCGUCGUUGUUUUACGGAAAACUUCAAGCAAUAUGAACAACAAAAAUGUGGAAAUUGCUGUAGAAGCCCUGGAAACCGUGGAUGACCACUUGAAUUUAACACUGACAGAAGACAUAUUACCAACACAAUCUCCUACGCCUUCUCCAUCAACAUCAACAUCAACAUCUUUAUCUGUACCAUCUUCAUCAUCGUCGUUGGUUCGUCGACGCCGCAAUCGAAGCUCAAAUAGUGACGCAAAAUUUGACCAAGCCAUCGAAGCUAUCGUUUCUUCUGCAACGACAUCUGAUAAGGAUAACGUGUUCACAUCAUUUGCAAAAUCUAUAGCCCUGCAGCUAGAACAAUUGCCACUAAUUGAAGCGACCGAAACGAUGUCCGAAAUUCAUAAUAUUGUAACGCGGAAAGUAAUUGGGUAUUUAGCAGCAUCUCAACAUCAGUCAAAUGGGAAUAGUGAGCACGAUAUUUUGGAGCUUGCUAUAGCCGACGCAGACAUAAGUUUCUAAAACCAAAUUGUGUUUGCUCCAAAUCUAAUUGAAACAGCAAAUUGACAAAUCAACUCCAAACGUUAUUAUCGUUGUUAUACACUGUGAUGUCACGAUCAGCAACAAUUGCAUCAAAAUAAGUAAAAGCCACCGCAGAGGCUUUUUAUUUAACUAAUCGCCCGUAAAUCGUUGACUAAAAUGGAGCAACAUUAGUUACGCAAAUCCCAGGAAAUGUCCACAAAACACCGCAUUAAUCAACUUAAGAAAAACUUGGGAACUGCAUACUGUUAUUAACACAUUUAUAGUCAGCAGAAGCUUCAUAUUUUUACUACUAUACUAUGAAAGACUAGACUAUAAAGACUAUGAAAGAAAAGAACUACUUUUUUAAGAAAAGGACUAUGGAACGAAGUAUUGCAAUGCUAUGUAUAAGCGAUAUACUAUUUUUUUUAAACAUAUUUAUGUACACUUGUGAUCAGCUAAUUAAGCCAGAAACAUUUUGAUCAAU
This is a messenger RNA of Rhagoletis pomonella (apple maggot), 1177 nucleotides long. RefSeq lists its product as uncharacterized. Bases 142 to 693 code for a protein of 183 amino acids. The record is from RefSeq and is a predicted model, not a curated record. The transcript has 3 exons. Lineage: Eukaryota; Metazoa; Arthropoda; Insecta; Diptera; Tephritidae.